Messenger RNA from Belonocnema kinseyi, 6705 nucleotides. RefSeq names its product (E3-independent) E2 ubiquitin-conjugating enzyme UBE2O. Bases 393 to 4376 code for a protein of 1327 amino acids. The record is from RefSeq and is a predicted model, not a curated record. Lineage: Eukaryota; Metazoa; Arthropoda; Insecta; Hymenoptera; Cynipidae. The transcript has 8 exons.
AUUUCACUACAUAUAAAGGAUCUAAGAAUUGAUAUGAGAGUUAUAGUAAAAUAAUUUAAAAGAAAAAAAGACGAUCUCGCGUUUGUCGUCAGAGGUGCAAAACAGGAAACAGCUGAUCGAUUAAAUUUAGGCUGCUAGAAAAAAUCGUGGAUCGGGUCGGUGAUCCCAUAGAAAAAUCAAUCGUGGAAGGGGGCGGAAAUUUUAGAUCGGUCGUCUGGUUCGGGGUUGGAUAGGGUCUCGGGGUCGGGGUCGCGGUCGGGGUCGAAAUAAUCGGACAAUUCGUAUUCUGCGAAGUGCGCCAAGUGCAGUGCGCGGUGUAUCGUGGAUCUGUCACUCUUCGUACUUCGUCCGUCGGCUAGACGGGAAGAAUUAGAAAUCUGAAUUGAUAAAAGAUGGCUACGAAUACGAACGUAGUCAGCACCGUCGACGACCAAUAUUUCUACGAGGAUGUCGUCUACAGGGUCGACAAGAAGGGCAAUGUCGAGUUUGGCAUCAUCAUGGAAAACGACGACCAGGAUUUCUCUGACGACAGUUCCGCCAGCGAGGAGAGCCCUAAGAAAAAAAAGGGCGAAAUCCGCGUGGUCUGGCAUCCCUCCGGCGUCGAGGAACUCGUCAAUUCUAAAAAGGUUCACCUCGCAGACAGAACUUUGAUGCCAGGAGAUGUUGUUCGCCGAAUGAUUAAAGGAAAGGACACACAAAGGGGUUAUUGUAGAGAUAUUGAACUGACGGCAUGCGUUCAAGUCAUUGGUACCAAACAAGUCCUUACAAAUAUCAAAAGCGAGGAUCUGGUUCCCUUGGAGGAAUUUUCAACAGAUAUAGCAGUUUGUAUGGAUUCAUGGGUAGGAGGCAUCAGGAUCGUUCAUUCCAAAUUGUGGUUAGCCACUUCUGAUGGGUCGCGAUGUGUCAUUAAUGAAAUGGAUGCUCGUGGCUUGGAGAAUUUUGAAGAAAAGAGAGACAACGAAAAUGACUUUCCUCACUCCUCUGAAUUCUAUCCUGGACAAAGUUUAUGGGGCCCUGUCCACUGUCUUGAGGAUGCGCAAUGGAUUCAGUGUACCAAGGAAAUGAAAGCAAAGCGCAAAUCAAAGCCGCAGAAAAUGACGAAAGUGAUCGUCGAAAAGGUGGAAACCGACUGGGUCGGAGUUCAUUGGCAGUGCCGAGCCUACUCGAAAGACGGAGCUUGGUCGGAUCAAGCUCAACCGAAAUUUGUAGUCGAGGGAGAGGACCUCAAGAAACUCAAGUUAUUAAACGUUUUCGAACCCUCGACCUUACAAGUAGGCGAUCGUAACUUUUAUGUGAUCACAGGCAACGAGAAUGUUAUUACUCGCGAACAGUGGAGGAAGCAGCAGAAGGAGUUUUAUCAAGUUCCUAAGCACAGUCCAAGAAAAAUGCGUCCUAGUGCUGCAAAAUGUUUAGAUGGUAAGAAAAAAGAUAAAGACAAAGAGAGGGACAAGGAGAAAGAGAAAAACGAAAAUCAAGCUAAUGCUCAAAAUCAGCGUCACGACGCAAAUGCUCAAAAUAAUGUGAAUUUGGUACCUAAUGUGCCGACCAAUAACACUUUAAUGCCUCCACCGCAAAAUCAGAAUGCAGAGAGUUCCGAUGAUUGGGAUACGGAAGAUACUGGCUCGCAAAGUGACACAGCUUCGAUAUCUAGUGGAUGCUCAAGUAUGUCAUCAAUGGGAAGGAAGAAGAAAGGGCCUGCUCUAAUGACAAAAGUACUCAAGAAGAAGAAGCUUUGCAAAGCCAAGCCCAAAGUCCCACCAGCACCUUUGAUACCUGGUACUAAAAUCGUUGUAGAAACUUUGUCAACUAAUACAAAGGCAAAUGUCGUUUGGCAAGACGGUUCGGUGGAACUUGGUAUUCCAUCAACGCAAUUGUAUCCGAUUCAUCAUCUGGAUGACAAGGAAUUCUUCCCUGGAGAUUUUGUCGUUGAUCAGAAGGAAGAAUCAACCAUGUAUGGUGUGGUACAAAGUGUAGAUCAUCAAGGGCGAACGGCGAAAAUCAAAUGGUUCAGGACUUACACUUCAAGUCAAAGUCCCCAGCCAACCUUCUUAGAAGAACGAGAAGUGAGUGUCUACGAUCUGAAAGAUCAUCCCGACUUCCAGUACAGGCCCGGAACUCGAGUGAUUCGGAUAGCAAAUUUCGUGGGAGAAGAUGCGAGUUGCACAGCGGGUCAAGUGUUGGAUAAUUACCCAGAGGGAAGAGUAAAGGUCUGGUGGAUAGACGGUCACGUCAGUAUGUGUUGGCCCCAGGACCUCUACAAAGUCGGAGAAUAUGACAGCGACGAAGGCGAAUGGGACGACGUAUCAUCCGAUGCCUCCUGGGAAACAGAACUGGAAGAUUGCUUCAUCGCCGAUACGGACGGGACCGAGCAAACAGAGAACAUAAAACCAAAGCUAGCAGCUCACAUAGAAAAGGCACGGAAAGCAAUGUCUCGACUCGAAGAAAUAUUUACCCAAAAUCCGUCUCUCCAAACGACAGAAGUCAUGAGGAAAUUGCUCGAGGUCUAUAAAGAUUGUCGAUACAUGGACAAGCUGAUGGGGACUUCUUUCUUUCAUGAAAGCCAUUUUCAAGGUCUCCUCGAAAGGGUUAGGGAACGAGGAAGAGCGAAUGUCGCACAGAGGAUGGCGGAUCAGGUGACAAGAUUGUUUAGCCAUGAGUCUGGUGGUUCAGAAGAAACCGACAAUCAGAGUGCGAUGAACCUUGUCGAGAGUACGCAAGAUAAUUCUGAGAAUACCAUCGAAAUGAACAGUGAUUCAGUUUCAGCCGCCGUCGCAAAGGACGAUGAGAAGAAGAGCUGCAAGGAAAAGGAGGAAAUCGACCGACUCUUUAUAAACAUCAAUCCCAAUCCAGAAGACUCUGGAUUAUUCUCUGCGGAUAAUUCGAAGAAGGAAUCCGGAUCGAGUGAAUCCAGCGGAGAAUUUCUCCUCAGUGAAGAUGCAAACAACGUUGAUCGUUCUCCCGGGGCCGACGCAGAGAAAGAUGAUCUUCAAGGAUUGAAAAAUCAGGGCUCUAGUAGCUACACCCUCGGAAGUUCCCACGUCUGUGUGAAAUUGUGUACGUUGAUAAAAGCACAGUUAGUCUUGGCUCAUGCAGAAGUUUCAAAAAGGUUUGGUCUAGCGAGGAUAUCCCUUUCGGAUGCUGCGAAGAAUUCCUCGCCUGUGAAGAAACUGAAAAAGGAGGAGGAGGAGGAGGAGGAGGAGGAAGAGAAGCCUACUUUGAUUGAGGAACCGUCCGAAACUUCAAUCGAGAUUCCGCCGCCGGUUUAUGCUGAGGGCGAAGGUUUUAUGAUAGACGAUACAGCUCCUGAUAGUCACAAGUUUAAGCUCACGAUGUUCCAGCCCACAGAUCCUACCAAUUUCUUCCGAACUGUCUCGAAGGAACUGAAAUUGCUGAAAAGCUCACUUCCGUCUGGAAUUUGGUUGAAAGGUUUUGAAGAUAGGAUAGAUCUUUACUCUGUGAUGUUUAGAGGUCCUGAGAAAACUCCUUAUGAGGAUGGUCUCUUUCUUUUCGAUUUUCAACUUUCCGCAGAUUAUCCCGUAGCGCCGCCAUUGUGCCAUUAUAUUUCCUACUGCAGUGAUCGGCUGAAUCCGAAUCUUUACGAGGAUGGAAAAGUGUGCGUUAGUUUAUUGGGAACCUGGGCUGGCCGCGGAACGGAAGUCUGGACGAGUUCGUCAACUCUUUUGCAGGUGAUCGUUUCGAUACAGGGUCUAAUUCUUGUGCCAGAGCCUUAUUUCAACGAAGCAGGCUUCGAGAAGCAAAAGGGCUCUCAGCAGGGUAGAGAGAAUUCCAGAAUGUACAACGAGAUGGUUGUGCUGAAGCUGGUGCAAGCACAGACGAAGCUUCUGCAGUAUCCUCCGCCCAUAUUUAAGGAUAUUAUUAUCGAGCAUUUUAAAAGACACGCUGAAAAACUUGUGCAAAGGUUGGAUCGUUGGAUGGAGAUCUCAGAACAGCACAAUAAUCAGCAUCCUCUCUCUCCGGUUACGCCAACGACGUUCAAAGAAAUCUCUCUAGUCGAUGAAAAAAUUCUACCUGAAUUCCCUCUCAUACCGGCCUCCAGGGGCUUUUGCAUCACUUUACGGAAAACCCUGGAAACCUUCAAGCGUGUUCUCUUAAAAGAAAGAAUAGUACAAUUACCAUGCGUUCCCGAAAUCGAAGACAUCCCUGUCUUUGCGGAAGAGACCCAAAGCUCAUCACAAGCCCAGUCAACAAAAGUCGAUACCGACAAUAGAAAAAAUGAUAUCGUAGAUACUGGUUCACACUCGACGUCGAAUGGAGAACCUCCAAAAAUCCCGGACUCUCUUUCCUCGACGACAUGUAGUCCAACCUCGGUUACAAACGAGACGAAAAAAGACACAUCGGAGCUAAAUGCUAGCUAGCCUCAAGGUAAUUUUUUGCUCCUAGCAUACCAAAAUUGCGUCACUAUUCGGUAAUAUUUUUAAUUAAUUUAUUCUAAUAAUGCAAGUCGAUCCUUUUUCGCAAUUAUGUAUUUAUUGACAUCACGUAAAAUAACGUUGUCGAACAAUAACUCGUUACCAGAUACUGAGAUAAAAAGAUUAUGCUAUAAAAAGGAAAAGAGUAAACGCCUUAUAAAAUUGGAAAACAUUUUAUCAGCUUUCUGGUAUAAGUAGUUUCAAAUCCAAAGUUAAUUAUUUUGUAGCCUAGAGAUAAAUUUGUGCGAAGCCGAAGACAACAUGCAUUUAGUUCCUCAGACCUUCAUUUUGUAUUCCUUGAAAAGCAACAGAAAAAAAGAGUCAGGUGUGAACAAUAUUUUUAGAAUCACUUCACAAAUUUGCAAUAGCAACGAGAGAUAAGAUAAAUUAUAAAUAAUAAUAGAGAUUAACUAUAAAAGCAUUUCAGAAAAAUUAAUAAACCUAUGUCUCGAGAUCUGGAGUCAUGUGCUAUUUCGAUUACACUGAACUCGUUAUGCCAUCCAUUAUUACGAUAUUGUCGAGAAAGAAGAAAACUAUUCAAGUGUCUUUAGAAGUAAUAGGGCGUAGACUAGAAAGAUUCGAAUAUAGAUUGACCUAUCGACAAAGAGUCUAAUGUUAUUAAUUACUCGUAGAUAGUUAGAUAAUAACAGUGAUAUUGACUAGAAGGCUGUAUAGUUCACAAGGAAAUUCUCUUUAUUUAUUAAAAAAUAUCCUAGUUCUUUCUUUCAAGUUUAAUAUAUUCGUUUUCCAGUACUUAAUACGUUCAAAUCAUUUGAGUUGCUCGUAUGUACAAUAUUCAGUAUUACUUGUGUCAUAUAUAAAUACUUGGAUACCUUCAUGUUAAAAGAACCUCUCUCGGAAUGGUCGUCUAGACGUACACUCCGAGAGAGGUUCAUUUCACAUUGAGGAUGAAGGUAUCGGACUUUUGUUAAGGAAUUUUGGCUAUGAGCCCCUUUUUUAUUUCUUCCAUUUUUAUUCUCUUAAACCAAUUGUGAUCCCUUUCUACUAUUUCGAUUCUUCUUCAAUCAGAAAGUGUAAAGAAGGUUAAAGAAGCUUCUUGGUAUCCUGGCAUUCUCUCAAAGGCGACUCUCUUGAAAUUGAAGUAUGCAGAGGCAUUGACAAAUUUUCUAACAGUAUUUUCUAUUCAUUGUCGUACCUCUGCAGUGGUACUUGUUCCUACGAUUUAAAGAGAUCAUCAAUUAUUAGCAUCGAAUUAAAUGAAUAAUUUCAGGGUAUUGUCGAUUAUUGUCUUGCGAUGAUAUUCUCUUCGGAAUUCAUUCUUUACAAAAAUGUAAAUCUAUUCUGAUCUUUUUUUAUUCAAAAUGAUUUUCAUUGAUUGUGAUUUGAAAAAUACUUUCCUCUUGGUUUAGGAAUUUAGCUGAGUUGACCAGAAGUGAAAAAACUAUUGUUAUACCUUUUAAAAUAAAAAUACUUAGUAGUCAAGUAAUAUUUCGUAAUUUUGUAUCAAAGUUUUAGAAGGUCGAACAAUUUUUUUUCUCGUUGAAUGCGUGAAAUUUUUGAUUUGAAAUACAUCACUUUUAUUUAUAAUGGUGAUACAUUGUUAAAUCUUAAACACUUUUGAUGUCUAGAAAUUAAAGCUUGUCUCAAAAUAUGAAUUUCGAAGCGUAUUUCACGAGAAAUCUUGAUCUAAAAUUGGACCCACGAUUAGUAUUGUGAUUUCGGUAUACAAAGGACGAGAAUGGAGGGAAUAAUUCUCUUUCUAAAGGCCAAUCGCUCGCAAAUGGUGCUGAUUAUUUAACAAAUUAAAGAGGCUAAGGUGGUAAAGUUACAUCCAGGAUUGUAACUAACGAAAGUGUGUAGAUGUAAAAAAAAAGAAAUAUGGUUCGUAGGACAAAGUGAAUUAAAGCUACGAUUCGUAUUGAAUAAAGUGUGUGUAAUAUAAUAUAAGAAUGGUUUGUAACGCGAAUGAAAGCACGAGGUUGAGUUGUCGAUGAAAGAACGAAGUUUUGGAAUGCCCUGUAUGUACAAUGCGCAAGAUAUUUAUAUUUAAAAUAUUAGUACAUUUCUAUAAGUCACAUAAACUUUUAAGUUCGUUGUAAUGUUGAUCGGUGAUGUGCUUGAGAGCUAGACAAAUUAAUUGUAAACACCAGUCGGUGUGCUCCGAUUUCAACGAUCAUUCUCUAUUUUCUUUUAAUUACAUUUAGCCGAUCGUUGCCUCGUUCAAUGGUCGUGCAAAUGUUUCUUGGCUGUAAUCUCGUUUUCAUCUGUUUUUGAGUCAAUAAAGUCACUGAAUUAGUUAUGUGGACGAACGAGA